AUGCAGGUGCACGAGGCUCGACAAAAUGUGCCCACUGGAUAUACUGCUACCGGACCUGCUUCGUCGGACACUGUCCUGAGCCUACGCGUCGCCCUCGUACAGAACAACAUCGCAGGACUUAUUGAUGCAUUAUACGAUGUCAGCAGCCCGUCGAGUCCCAACUAUGGAAAAUGGCUCAGUAAAACUGAAGUCGAGGCAUACGUAGCCCCGAAGCAAGACAGCGUUGCGGCUGUCAAUUCCUGGCUUAGCGCGUACGGUUUGAAUGCGACUGCACUCUCCCCCGCAGGCGACUGGCUCGGCAUUGAACUUCCAGUCAGCAAAGCGAAUAACAUGCUAGCUGCUAACUUCUCUGUUUUCUCAUCCACGGUCACCGGCUCGACCACUGUUCGGACACUCUCGUAUUCUGUCCCAUCCGAUCUGGUUGAUCAUAUUGACCUCAUACAUCCGACAAUCAUUUUCCCAGAUCCAAACGGGGCGAAGCGCCCCGUCAUCCGUGUUGCUGACAGGACGGCCUCGAAGACAUUUGAUGAUUCCUCGCCAUGCGCGUCAGUGACGGAGAGCGGCUCGAUGACCCCCGCAUGCCUUCAACAUCUAUAUGGCAUUCCUGCUACUCCUGCAACAGUCUCAUCCAACGGCAUAGCAGUCACUGAAUAUGAGGAGCAGUAUGCCCAAGGCGCUGACUUGCACUCAUUCCUACAACAAUUCCGUCCGGACGUGAACCCUGACACAAACUACACUGUCAUCAGCAUAGACGGGGGUGAGAAUCCUCAGGAUCCCAAUGACGCUGGUGUUGAAGCUGAUUUAGACCUCCAGUAUACUGCAGGACUGGCAACAGGUGUCCCUGCCACGGUCACUAUAGAUGGGGAAGAUGACUUCUUGACAGGGCUCCUGAACACUGGUUUCUCUCUCCUUGGGCUAGAGUCUCCUCCGCAAGUGGUGUCUACUAGCUGGGGUGGGGACGAGAACGAAUUCUCGCCCUCAUAUGCAACCAACCUGUGCAAUGUGUAUGCGCAGUUGGGUGCUCGUGGCGUCUCGAUGAUAUUUUCCUCGGGCGAUGGAGGUGUUUCUGGAAACCAAUUUGAAGAUUACUGCACAAUCUUUAACCCAACAUUUCCAUCAACGUGCCCACAUAUCACGACAGUAGGUGCGACGUACCUCAUCCCCGAAGUUGCAGCCGACUUCUCAGGCGGUGGUUUCUCCAAUUAUUUCCCGCGACCCGACUACCAAUCCGAGGUCGUCUCGGCCUACUUGGCACUUCUCGGGAAUAAUGACACGGGGCUGUACAAUGCGUCUGGUCGUGCAUACCCGGAUGUCUCCGCCUAUGGAGUGAACUGUUCGGUAGUCAUUGGCGGUGUCACUCAGGUAGUCAGUGGUACAAGCUGUUCGGCUCCGAUCUUCGCAAGCACCAUUGCUAUUCUCAACGACCGACUGCUUGCCGCUGGAAAGCCUACCCUUGGCUUCCUCAAUCCGUGGUUGUACUCUGGAGCUGGAGCCGCGGCGUUCACGGACAUCGUGUCAGGAAACAACACCUCUUGCGGCGACGACGAUAACCUGGGUUUCUUUGCAACAAAAGGAUGGGAUCCAGUCACCGGCUUCGGUACGCCGAAGUUCGCCAGUCUUCUUUCGGCAGUGGGUCUAUAG
Messenger RNA from Postia placenta MAD-698-R-SB12, 1641 nucleotides. RefSeq lists its product as hypothetical. Gene Ontology annotation, molecular function: tripeptidyl-peptidase activity; serine-type endopeptidase activity. Gene Ontology annotation, biological process: proteolysis. The record is from RefSeq and is a predicted model, not a curated record. NCBI's taxonomy places the organism in Eukaryota, Fungi, Basidiomycota, Agaricomycetes, Polyporales, Adustoporiaceae. The transcript is spliced from 8 exons. Bases 1 to 1641 code for a protein of 546 amino acids.